CUUCAGGUGCCGACUGCUUUUCCAAGAGAACCUCAGUUUACUUUCUCCAACCAAAGUCAGGGAGAACCUUUCCCACUUACGAACCACUCAAGUAUGGGAGAAGGUCAGGUAACAACAUUAUGAGCAGUUUUAACACUUCAAAAAUAUCCCGCAUAUUAUUGAAGUUAUAAAAACCCAGAGAAUAUGGUCCGACAUUUUAACUGUUAAGUGCUGAUGCAGAGAUGUAGCUAAAGUUUUUAACAGGCGGGAAUCUAACAAUGAUAGGCGGGUAUUUGGGUCGAAGGCCCACUCUAGCGUGCCUUUGGCACGCUAUAGCUAGGGGGGUCCGGGGGCAUGCCCUCCCUCCGGGAAAUUUUGAAAAUGCGUACUUUCGGAGAUGCAUUUUCCUUGAUUUUGGGGGCAAAAUCAAGGGCAUUCAGGACAGACUUUUAUCAGGUAACAGGUAAUAAAGUUAUGAUGAACUGGAGUGUUGACUGUUUUUAUUGUUUAUUAAUAUCUAAUUAACUGAAACCCAGAAUGAUAAGUAACAUUUGUUUCAAUUUUAGAACUUAGCGUGUUUCUUUCGGUAGACUCAAAUAAUGUCAUGAUACCAACGGCCUCAGAAUCAUCUUUCUUUUUUUUUCCCGACAUUAUAGAGCAAUAAUAUUUCAACCGUUAGAGACACGCAAUUAUUUGGCAUUCAUUAUUUCGCAUACAAGAACUACAAAUACCGCUAGCCGGCUUCCGGCUAUUAUCUACAUCCCUGUCUGAUAGGUGAGGAGAUAAAUGUACAGAGAGGUUUCCAUCAAAGCUGGUCACAGGUGGUCUACCACCAUACGUAAGACCUCUUCCGUUUGUCUAGCCUGUCUAUGAGUUUUGCCUGAAGCCUCUUUUCUGGGCACAGCGACUGUAACACCAUCAGCAGCCGAUUGUGGUUAAAUAUUUUGAAACACCUGGAAACGUGAUGAGAGUACAGUACUUUGACUGUUUACAUCACAAAGUAUCCAACCAUUGCUAUCCACUGUUGCUAUCUAAAUUAUAUUGUGAUGCAGGGCGUGUGUUCAAAAAUAGCGCUAAAAAUGGACAAGAACAGCUCACAACGAGCCAUAUCUGAGUUGCUUGGGGGCAUCGUUAUAAAAUGUGGGCCUAUUUGCUAUAACCAUAUACUUGCAGAGGUGUUACGUUUCAUAAUAAAGGUAUUUUUCAACCGCUGUUUGCUAUGUGAGGUAAGAAUUGUACUUAGCUCUGUACUUUGGUGCAAUUCCUGUAAUUCUGUGUUUAUUUUCUUUUCCCUUGUGUGCAGGAUUUUCACGCUUUAGUGAGAUACUUAAACCAGUUCCCUCCCGGUGAAUUCCUACCUGCUAUGUCCAAUUUUCACCUCUUAGUUUUUCUGGCAACUUCCAACAUCCUUCCUUUAAAGGUAAUGUUUAUGUGUUGGCUUCGAGCCUGUGAUGAGAUCACAGCUAAUGAAUUGCAACGAGAUGUUUUGUAGCCAAAGUCUGGUUUCAGAGUCAAAUCCAUAAAACAGCAAAGAGAAGCUUUAAAUUCUGUCUUGAAAAACCCCAGAACCACAGCAACUGCAAAGGGCAAGUGGAAAAUACGAACUUCAAGGCAACAAGAUAAGCCAGUAUGAACUGGCGUGAUGAACACAAUGGCAAGCUCUAAGCAUGAGGGGGUUGUGGCUGUAAACCUUAGAGGAUUUUCACCACUCACAACGUAAUUUAACCCUUUACACCCUAACAUCAGUACGCAUAUUCUCCAUACUGUUCUGUACACAUUUCCUAAGUUGCCAACAUGGAGAAUUUGCCCUCAGGAGCUUCUUUAGUCAGUUAUCAGUUCCUUUAUUCUCCUGACCUUAAUGUUUGAUUCAGGCAUGAUAUGGUAAGGAGAAAUUAGAUGCCAGUCACUCUCAGGGGUUCAAGGGUAAAAAAGCCUGAAUCAAUCUGUAGCUCGUAUAACCGAGGGAAAAAUCAAGGCUAGAUUCAAUUACUUCUACUCGCACUUAAUGUACGUUAAGGUUUUCAUGUCUCACUUUUGUUGAUUAUUUGUGUUGUGGCAGGAUCACUUAGGAGAUCUGUGUAUGGCGAUCAGAAACAAAGAUGCUGAAUUGGCUCGUCGCUGGUGUAAAAGUGAACAGUGGUGCACUGUGAUACAGCUUAUGCAAGUAGCAAAUGGUAAAAUGGUUCCCACAAUAUCUUUUUUUCUUUCCUAUUAUUUUCUUUUCAUCUGGUUUUGUUUUUUUUUUUUUUUUUUUUUUGUUUAUUGAAUUCACCCAACCUCCAGAGAGAGGAUCCAUACACUGGUACCGAUUGGUUAAGUUUUUUUUUACUAGUUCAACAACUAUUUUUUUAACAGUACGAUUUUAAUAAAAUUGGGACCAAGCGCCUGCAGUAUAUUCCUUUUUUUGUUGUUUUUAGUAAAAGUAAAUUCCGUAUUGUUAUUUUAGUUUUCCCUUUUAUCAAUUAAGAUAUCAUAUCAGAAAUCUAUGCUUACGGUUAAAAUAUUCCCUCCCCUAGCCCCCUCGCCAGAGCCACGAGGAUCAGGGGACGUGGACAUGUUUGAUAUGUCCCAUCCCCCCCAGUGGUGCAGGCUGGUCGUGCAAGCACUGUACGUUUAUGAACCAACACGGACACGAGAACUGUGA
Pocillopora meandrina is the source of this 2623-nucleotide messenger RNA. NCBI's taxonomy places the organism in Eukaryota, Metazoa, Cnidaria, Anthozoa, Scleractinia, Pocilloporidae. The record is from the annotation of a GenBank genome assembly.